AUGCUCCUAUAUACUAAAACAGCAUUGCCGAAAGUUCCUAAGAAAAGGUCAAGAGCCGGGUGUAUUCAUUGUAAGGAAAAGAAGAAGAAAUGUAACGAAGAACGUCCACGAUGCGAUCGAUGUACCGAACGAGGUCUGCAAUGUGGAUAUGAAGCAGUAAAGCCACGAAAACGAAGAAGGCCAUCCUACGCGGAAUCUGCACUUUCUCACGAUGGCGACUCCCCAAACUUUGACUGCGAACGAGAUGCGGAGACUGUACAAAAUAUGUGGGAGGAAACUUCAGAAUAUCCAUUAUCUGCAACUUCUGAGCAUUCGACAUAUAAUUGGAGGAGCUUUCACGAGGAUGAAAACGAUGUGGAGGAAAUAAUACGAUUAGAGCCAUACGCCAGUUCUCCUGCCGGUACACUCGUUCGGACAAGAAGUCCAUACCCAGAUCUAGCAAUGAUUGCUCCUUCACCGGUUGGCUCCCCUCUUCUUGAGUUCAAUUCACCGGCAUUCCUGGAAUUUGCAGAGAAAAGGAAUCGCAGGGCUCUCGUCGAUCAUUUCUGCAAUACUCUAUCACAUCUCAUUGUCUUUAAAGAAGAUACGGGCAAUCCAUUUCGUCAACUUAUUCUACCAUUGUCUCAUGCAAGUUCACCGGUUCUGAAUGCGAUAUUCGCAUUAAGCAGUGCACAUAUGGAAUACAGGGGAGUGGAGAAUGAAGAGAAAUCUUUAGACUUUCACAACAAGGCAUUACAAGGGCUGGCAAAACUCAUUCAACAACACGAUCAGGCAAAUCACGAAGAAAUACUAGGCGCAAUUAUGUUGCUCGUUUACUACGAAGUUCUCGUACAACGUGGCAACUCUAGUAUUGUACAUGGUCAUCUGAAAGGAGCCAUGACGAUUAUGGACUCUAGACCUCAGAAACCGACUCCGACACGCCUAUUCCUCGAGCGGGCCUUCCGGUUUUACGAUGUCAUCACAGCUCUUUCUUUAGGCACACCUCCAAAUACCACCACACAGCCUAUUGCAAGCCCAUUCCCUUUUCCAAUUGCACCCAACGAAACGAGCAGAAAUUCACCAUUAGAUUCGGUGGACACACUCCUUGGUUUGUCGACAGAGCUAUGGCCCAUCAUUCAUCGACUUUCACACCUCCUCUCUUACAAAUCUUCGCUCCAAGCCGCCACUGAAGAUGGUCAAUUGAGCAAAGCCAGUGUUUUGCGGACCGAACUUGAGAGUACAUCUCAUGCUAUAGAGAUGGCUCUUACAAACUGGAAGCCCAGCUUUGUAGCUACAGGACCGUCCUCACCCAAGGAUGACGAUAUGACAGAAGAUACUUCCUCGAAGUGUCCUGAGGACGCACGUAUGCAAACUAUCCUUAAUAAUGCCGAGGCAUAUCGUCAUUCUGCAUUCAUAUACCUCUAUCGUACUAUUCACUCUCACCCAAGAUCCAAUACUUUAGUCCAAAAACAUACAAAACUUUCACUAAUCGCCUGCGCCAAUGUCGUUGAUUUAGCGGAGCAAUGCCGUGAUGGACCAAUGUCUGCAUUAUUGUGGCCAUUGUUCGUAGCGGCAUGUGAAGCGGAAGCGGAAACUGAUAGGGAACUUGCAACAAAAGCUUUUGGAAGAACAGAGAGGAGGCAGGGUAUGCAGAAUAUUAUGCGGGCUUGGGAAGUGGUGCAGGAGGUUUGGAGAAGGGCGGACGAGGAUCAAUAUAAGGAGGGGGAUUGGAGAGGGAUUUGCGAGGAGAGGGUGACUGAGGUUGGCCUGGGAAGUUUUGUGAGACACAACAAGAGGGUUUUUGGAGGGGAGGAACAGAAGGAUCAGAUUGGACAGAUCUUGGCAGAGUUGGGUGCGGCUGCAUAUAGAGAUGAUUCGGCUGGGAACCAAAAAAGUUCAUUGAUAUUGGUUGUUUGGAGAUGGGAGGGGGCUCAAUGUCCAACAUGA
Sclerotinia borealis F-4128 is the source of this 1926-nucleotide messenger RNA. NCBI's taxonomy places the organism in Eukaryota, Fungi, Ascomycota, Leotiomycetes, Helotiales, Sclerotiniaceae. The record is from the annotation of a GenBank genome assembly.